Pangasianodon hypophthalmus (striped catfish) is the source of this 2237-nucleotide messenger RNA. RefSeq names its product RNA binding motif protein 39b (gene rbm39b). Gene Ontology annotation, molecular function: RNA binding. The record is from RefSeq and is a predicted model, not a curated record. The transcript has 16 exons. Gene Ontology annotation, cellular component: nucleus. NCBI's taxonomy places the organism in Eukaryota, Metazoa, Chordata, Actinopteri, Siluriformes, Pangasiidae. Gene Ontology annotation, biological process: mRNA processing. The coding region runs from base 817 to 1911 and encodes 364 amino acids.
CCGGGAAACCCCGUUUGACCGCCAUUUUGUAAGACAUCCCGGAAGUUGUAUACAUAAGGUGAACUUAUAAACAAGUCUAGCUAGCAAACUACCUCAGAUAGCUAGCGUAAUUCUGUUGCAGAGUGUGAAGAAUAAUAACAAUAUUUUUGUUUAUAGUUUGUGUAUUUGGUGUUUAAUAAUUACAGCUAAGAAAACGUAGAUUUACCGGACUUUGAAGAGCCUAAGUGAAGAGGAAACGAUAACUAGUUACAUAGCUAGCAUUAUUUGUCUUGUAUGUUGCUAGCGAGCUAGUUCGCACCAAUACCGCAUCGCGACGAUUUCUACAGACACAACAGCAAGCGUGCAGGUCUCCAAUGGCAGACGACUUUGAUAUCGAGGCGAUGCUUGAAGCGCCUUACAGGAAGACUUGCCUAAUGAUAUCUCAUCUCUACUUCCCUGAAUACACCUUUGAUUCCAGUGUGAAGUGUGAAAAAAGGUGACAGCAAAUCCUAUAGUGCAAACGGCUAUGAAGAGCACAGCAGGAAGAAAAGGCACAGUCGGAGUCGCAGCCCAAGUGCAGAACGCCGCAGGAGUAGGAGCAGAGAGCGCAAGAAGGGCAGAGACAAGCGUAAGAGCCGCAGCCGGGAGAAGAAGAGAUCGCGUAGCAAAGAGCGCCGUUCUCGAAGUCAUGAACGGCAUGGACGUUAUCGAGGUCACAGAAGCCCCCACCGCAAACGCUCUCGAAGCAAGAGCCCGUUUAAGAAAGAGAAGAGUCCAGUCAGGAAACCUAUUGAUAAUCUUAGUGCAGAGGAGAGAGAUGCCCGCACAGUAUUCUGCAUGCAGCUGGCUGCCAGAAUCAGACCCAGAGACCUAGAGGAGUUCUUCUCUGCUGUGGGCAAAGUGCGUGAUGUGAGGAUGAUUUCAGACAGAAACUCUCGCAGAUCUAAGGGUAUUGCAUAUGUUGAGUUUGUGGAGGCCACCUCUGUGCCCCUGGCUAUUGGACUGACAGGACAGAGGCUGCUGGGAGUGCCAAUCAUUGUUCAGGCCUCGCAGGCCGAGAAAAACAGAGCAGCAGCGGCAGCAGCAGCCCUUAACCUGCAGAAAGGCAGCGCGGGGCCAAUGCGGCUCUAUGUGGGCUCCCUGCACUUCAACAUCACAGAGGAAAUGCUCAGAGGCAUAUUCGAGCCCUUUGGGAGGAUUGAAAGCAUCCAGUUGAUCAUGGACAGCGAGACAGGCAGGUCAAAAGGUUACGGCUUUAUAUCGUUUGCAGAUGCUGAAUGUGCAAAGAGGGCCUUAGAGCAGCUGAACGGAUUUGAGCUGGCUGGCCGGCCCAUGAAGGUGGGUCAUGUGACAGAGCGCUCAGACGGCUCAUCAGCCAGUUCCUUCUUGGACAACGAUGAGCUAGAGAGAACCGGCAUCGACUUGGGUACCACGGGCCGCUUGCAGCUGAUGGCUCGACUUGCAGAAGGUACAGGGCUACAGAUUCCUGCAGCUGCAAAGCAGGCUCUGCAGAUGAGCGGAUCCAUGCCAUUUGGUAACCUUCCUGGAGUGAUCCCUGCACCAAGCAUGAACCAGGCCAUGAACCUCCCCACCCAGCCCCUGGCCACUCACUGCCUACAGCUCUCCAACAUGUUCAGCCCACAGUCAGAAAACGAGCCUGGCUGGGAUAUAGAGAUUCAGGAUGAUGUCAUUGAAGAGUGCAAUAAACAUGGAGGUGUUGUUCACAUAUAUGUAGACAAGAAUUCUCCCCAAGGUAAUGUGUAUGUGAAGUGUCCGUCUAUCCCGGCCGCCAUGGCUGCCGUCAGUGCCCUACAUGGACGCUGGUUUGCAGGCAAAAUGAUCACCGCUGCCUACGUGCCCCUCCCAACCUACCACAACCUGUUCCCUGACUCAGUCACAGCCAUCCAGCUGCUGAGACCCACACGCCGGUGAUCCACACUCCUGCUGCCCAGUCCAAUUCUUCUGACUCUCUCUGUGUCUCUGCAUAUCCCAGAGAUGCAGACGUCACCCUGCCCUUUUAAGGACAGCUGCUGUCUGUCCCUGGAGGUCCAUAGCACAUUGUAGAUCUCAGACACACAGUUGCCUGAGGGUGUAGAUGAAAGCUGGCUGGUCUAGGUUAGCCAAAAAAAAAAAAAAAAAAAGGGCCCCGGGCAGUCAUCCUGGAUGUACAGUUGUCUGGGAUCACUUUGUUUUUAGCUUUUUGUAAUCACACUUUCAUUUUGUAAAGAACUCUGCAAUUAAAAUGGCUUUGAAAAUAA